AUGGCCAAGAAAGCAGCUCCGCCUCGUUGCCAGCCCUUUCGGCCUUUUCAACUUUUCCUCAAGGAAAUGAAACUCUCCCCGACGGCUGGCAGUGCAAAGUGGCGUGCUCUCACUGACGAGGAGAAGCAGCCGUAUCGAGACCGAGCUCAGCAGGAGGAUCAGGACAUGUUGAAGAAGCUCACGGGAAGUGGCGUCGCUCGCGCUUUUGCUGCGCCAUGCGAUGGAGUGGUGACUUUGGCCAAAGGAUCCUCUGCCCAGAAGAGCAUGGAGGUGAAGGUCCUCACAGAGGUGUUGUUGGACGACACAGUGGAGUUGGUUCCGGUGUUUUGCCACGAUUGCGCCAAAGUCUUUGAGUUGUUCACUCCUCCGCACACCGCCUGUCCCCAUUGCAAACAGUCAGUGCAACGUGUGGAGAAGACCGAAUGUGGUGCUUGGCUGGUAAAGACGCAGCUGAUCGCUGAGGGCAUUGAGAAGUGUGCUUUGGGAUUUGACGAUGCCAAGAUGAAGAAGCGUUUGACUGUGUCGAGCUUUUGGCGCGACAGUAUCAUCAAGAAGGGCAUGAUCAGUGAGGCAAUGGCGUUGACUUGCCAAGACAUUGCCGCAUCGAACACAGGGCGCUUCAGGUUCAGUGAAGAUGCGAAGCGCUGUAUGGCUACGGCGCUCCAGGACUACUUGGAGGUACACUUGCACAAAGUGUCGUUGGUCACAGAGCAUCGUGGCGCAGCUGCCCCAGCGAGUAAGGAUUUUCGCUUGGUGCGGCUGCUGGACGAUCCAGAUGCCUUGUCCCGAAGCCUGUACGGGGCGCAGUGUGCCGAAGCUCAAGAGCCUCGCCGCAAGCGUCUCCGACGCAUGUCACCUGAGGCUGUGGCACCUUUUGACUUUGAGGAGGGCCAGGAUGUAGCAGAAUCUCCGGCGCCUCAAGACGUUGACUGAUCUCUGACCAUAUUGAGAUCUGUCGUGUUGGGUCUUGCCUGUUGGGCUGUGAAACAGGCAGCUGUGCUGACAGAGACGAACAUGGAAAAUAUA
Messenger RNA from Cladocopium goreaui, 1026 nucleotides. NCBI's taxonomy places the organism in Eukaryota, Dinophyceae, Suessiales, Symbiodiniaceae. The record is from the annotation of a GenBank genome assembly.